CCCACGUGUUGGCCAGAGACACGCGUUGGUUGUCCGCGUGUGUCCUGUUGUCAGGGCCCCGGGUGUGUGGAUCCCGGUGCGCCCCCGCCUUCUCGGCCAUGGGGGGCCCCAAGAGGAAGGCCCCGGGCGGCCAGGACGGCGCGGCUCCCCAAGCGGGCGCAGCCAAGCGGGCCCGCACCGAAGAGCUCACGGGCGUGCGCUUCAAGGCUCAGCUGAGGGACCCGCAGGGCGCUGCGCCGGCCUUGGAAGCCUUUGUUUCUGCGGCCAAGAAGCUGCCACGAGAAGAUGUGUAUGAUGUCGUGGAGGGGUACAUAAAGAUUUCUGUUGAAUGUGCAGAGAUUUUCCAGCUCCUGAGUGGGGAGAAGCACCCUGAAAGUGAAAUGCUUUUAAUAUUUCAAGUUUUCGAGGCCCUAUUAUUGCGGACAGCCAGUGACCUUUCCCAUUUUCAUGUGGUGGGAACCAACAUCGUGAAAAAGCUAAUGAAUAACCACAUGAAGCUCAUCUGUGAGUCCCUGUAUGCUUCGGGUUACAGGAUGGCUCGAGCCUGCCUGAACCUGAUGGCCGCCAUGGUGACCCAGGGUCCAGAGGCUGCCAGGGACGUCUGCAGCCAUUUCGAUUUGAAUAAAAAGACCUUGUACACGCUGGUGACCAAGAGGGAUUCAAAGGGAGUGCAUGACGUCCGGCUGGCCUACAUUCAGUUCGCUCUUUCCUUCUUGAUCGCAGGCGAUGAUAGCACAAUCGCACAAGUGCUGGAGUUGAAAGAAUUUAUUCCUUGCAUCUUUAGCUCAGGCAUGAAGGAAGAUAGGAUCUCUACCAUCAAUAUUUUGUUAUCCACACUGAAAACGAAGGUAGUUCACAAUAAAAAUAUCACAAAAACCCAGAAAGUGCGUUUCUUUACCGGGCAAGUACUGAACCACAUAGCGUCUCUGUACAGCUGGAAGGGGAUUGUCGACGUGAGCCUGGAGAAUGUUGAGACUUCUGCUGAAGACGCAGGGAAAACCAUGGUGAGGGAGCUUGUUCAUAACUUCCUGAUGGAUCUCUGCUGUUCGCUCAAGCAUGGGAUUAAUUUUUAUGACGCGUCUCUUGGUACCUUCGGCAGAGGAGGAAACCUGACUCUCCUGCACUUCCUGCUGGGUUUGAAAACUGCAGCGGACGAUGAGCUGGUCGCUGAGCUUGUGGUGAACAUCCUGAAAGUGUGCCCGGACUUACUGAACAAGUACUUCAAGGAAGUGACGUUUUCCUUUCUCCCAAGGGUGCAGUCCACUUGGUCCAGUAACAUCAAACUGCUAAACAAGAUCUACGCCGCCCAGCCAGACAUCUCCCGGGCGUUUCAGACCAGAGAGUUCAUCCCGCUUCCCCGGCUCCUGGCCAUGGUGAUGGUGACCACCGUGCCCCUGGUGUGCAAUAAGAUCAUGUUCACCCAAGCACUGAACCUGGACAGCAAAUCAGUGAAACACACAGCUUUGUCCCUUAUUUCCGUCAUUUUGGAGAGAGCCUUAAAGACCAUUGACUACUGCCUGAAUAAAGGGGCCUGGCAGGAGUCAGGCGUGUACACGGCCGCGAUGAUGGAGGACUUUGUGCGGCUCUUCAGAGAAGCCCUGAGCAAGAUUUUACCAGAUCUGAAUGCCAUCGUGUGGGUCUGGCAGUCACUUAGGAAGCAGGAGACAGAACAGGAUGACGAGAAAGCAAAGAAAAGGGGCAACAAGACCCCUGCUACCUGCGUGGCUCCCCAGAGCGAUGAUGCAGAAACCAUUCUUCUGAAAGCCGCCCUGCUCCAGGUCAUCUGCCUCUACCAGAAGGUGGUCCCACACGUGGUCAUGCAGUACAACUUUGACUUCAGCAAGCUCCUGAAAGGCGUCAUCUCAGAGGAGGGCCUGCGUGAGGAGGUGCCUGUCACCCUGCAGCACCUUGUUCUCAAGGUGGCCCUGGCACUGCCCGCCAGCAAGUUUCUGUGGUUAAAGGCCCAGGAAGGCCCAGAUGCAGAAAUUAUUGGAGGAAAGCGAUCCGUGUUUUACUUACUGAUGAAGAUGUUUGUGACCAGUAGCCAUUCGCAUCUCAAGUCAUCAACCAAACUUCUGAUCGUGAAGAUCCUGCGGGACACAGGGGUGUUUGAGCACACCUGGCAGGAGCUGGAGCUGUGGCUGGAACACCUGGAUGACACCGAGCAGGAGAACAAGGAGGCCGUGAUUCAGUUUUUGGAACGCGUUCUCCUGACAUUGGUGGCGAAUCCCUAUUCAUACACGGACAAAGCGUCUGACUUUGUCCAGGAAGCCAGCGCCCUGCAGGCCUCCGUGACGCGGCAGGACACCGAUGAUGCCAGCAUUCCCAUCUCCCACAUUGACGAUGUUCUCGACAUGGUGGAUGUCCUGGUGGAGGGCAGCGAAGGCUUGGAUGAGGAGGUUGGAUUCUUACUGAAUGAAGACAUGAUCGUGCUCACGUUCCCGUUCAGUGCUGUGGUCCCCGCUGCCCUGGAAGCCAGGAAUAAGUUGCUCCUUGGAACAGAAAGUGAAGCAGGAGAAAGCAUCGUGGCGUAUCUGACAGGGGUGUUGACGGACCUCCUCCACACCCAGAGAGACCCGCUGGCUCUGUGUCUUCUGCUUCAGUCUUAUGACAAGUUGGAGCCUCCGCUCCCACCUUGCUGCCGUCAGCUGUCCAGGUUCAACAGAUACUACAGCCUCUGGAUCCCGGAGCCAGCCCGAGAGGCCUUGGCGCUGCAGACGUUGGGCAGCCCUGCUCCGCCGGACCCCCCAGCCUCCUCUUUCAGUGCCCUGCUGCAGAUGGCCUACACGGGCCAGGGCCAAGGUCAGGGCCAGGGCCCGGGCGUAUUCCCGCUCCUGGACGAGGGGGUCCAGGGGCGGCUGCGGGCUGCCCUCCUGCACCUCCCGACGCACCAGGCCCUGCGCUCCGCCAGACACCUGCUGCUGUACAUCAAGAGCACCGUGGAGAACUUCGGCCAGCUGGGCAGGAGGACGGGGCCUCCCCUGCUGCAGUUCCUCCUGGACCUCCUCAGGUGCCUGGUCAUCCACUGUCAGCAGCUGGACGCCCAGAACCAGCAGAAGCGCCAGGCCGCCCAGGCUGAGUCUGACCUCUUUUUGGACGUGGAGUCCAUGGCCUCGCUGGAGUUGGCCGAUGACAAGACGCUGGAGGAGGUGCUCGUGGCCAUCCUCAAGCAUCCCACGCUGGAGGGCUGGUACCUGGCCCUGGAGCAGCAGGCGCUCCCCCCGCACACCCUCAGUCCCGUCCUCGCGAAGCUCCUGGCGGCCCACCUCAGCGCGGGGGUCCUUCCGCUGCUGGUGGCGAGUGCCCCCGUCCUCCAGAGCCUUGGUCAGCUGGGGCUCCUGGCCAGGUACUCAGAGGCCAUCACCCAGAGCGUCCUGAAAGAGCUGCGGAACCAGAGGGCCCGCGCAGCCACGCCGAUGCCGAAGACCCUUCCUCAGCUUGAAGCCCUGCAGGGGCUGCACCCGUACAUGGAGGGCACCCAGCUCCGGGAGGUCACCCUGGCCCUGCUGAGCCUGCCCGAGGCCCACCUGGUGGCCCAACGACCCACUAAGUCCCGCCAGAAGGAGAGACACCUGAACACUCUCGGGGAGACCCUGGUCCAGCUGCUGACCAGCCGCCCCCAGGAGCAGCUGCAGAGCGGUGAGCUCCUCCAGGCCUCUGAGUACGUGAGAGGCCUGGGGGCUUUGCUGCCCGCGCUGGCCGUGGACGAGCUGGACGCCGUGCUCCUCCAGGCUCUGCAGAGAGAGCCGGCUCUGGCCCCCGCAGUCGGGGUCACUCUGCUCGACUACUGCCUGGCCCGGCGGACGCCGGUGGCCCUGGGCACCGCGGCCUUGCUCCUGCAGCACAGCUGUCCCCACCUGCUGCGCUUUGAGCGGUGGUGCAGGCGGGCCAGCCUGGGGCUCUGCCUGCAGGAGGCCCUGGACGACUUCCUCCCUGUCAUCCGCAUGUACCUCCAGUGCAGGACCCGGGAACACUUCACGCGCCCCGCAGCAGUACCCUCUGCUGUCAUGCCUGUCCUGAGGAAGGCCCUGUGGAGGCCGCUGCAGACCAGGCUUCUCAGUGCUGACGGGCCCCUAGAGUCUGGGCUGCAUCAGGAGAUCCUGGCCCAGCUGGUCCCAUUUGCAAGAGCCAAGGACCUCCGUGUCCUCAUGGACCGAUUGCCCCGCUUGCUUCAGACUCCAGGCAGUCACAAGAGUUGGGUCGUGGCUGACUCUGUCUUGGCUGUCCUGGAAGGGUCGGCAGAAGAGCUGCGUGCUUGGAAAAAGACUCUGCUGGAGGCCUGUGUACAGUGGCUGAUCGCAUCCUUUAGCGGCGGCCAGCGAGAUGAUGGUACCCAGGAUCGAGAGAAGCAGAUGCUGCUAAGAUUAAACGAACUGUUGAAUUCACUUAAUGAAGUUGAUCCUGGUGAUUGGCAGAAAUUUGUGAAGACUGGACUCAAAUUUCGGUAUCAGGACCAUGCAUUUUUAAAGGCCCUUCGUGCUGCCGUCCAGCUCCUGUAUCUUCCGGAAAGCGCCGCACGCUCGCGGCUCACUCAGCUCUCGGUGGUCCACGUGAUGCUCACCCAGCACUCCCUGUUCCUGCCCACUUUGCUUACGGCUGGAGAGGAGGAAACCCCAGGCAGUCCCAUCAGAGAAGCGCUGGUGGACCUAAUGUCGGUGGCAGUGAGGUUGUGCCCCUCUGUCUGCGAGAGCAGCCACUUCGCGGUGCUCCUCGGGGCCUACGGAGCCUCUCUCAGCGUCCUGGACCAGAAGAUCUUACUUCUCCUGCGGGCCUACGAACAGAACAACCAUAGCCUGGUCAACUUCAGGCUGCUAGCCUGGGGCCCAGCGGCCGUGGAGCAUCAGAAGACGUGCCAGAGCCUGGGCAAGUCACUGUGGCAGCAGCCGAGCGUCGGGGACAUCCUCCGCCUGCUGGAUCCAGACCGCAUGAUGAAGACUGUCCUCCACUUCCCCCAGAACCGGAGACUGCUGCCCCCCGAGGACACACAGGAACCGAUAUUUAAAGACAGGGGCACGAUGGAUCUCAGUGACCUUUAUGACCCCUGUUUCCUCCUUCAUCUCUUCAGUGAAUUGACCAGGCCAGAAUUUGUGGUGGAUUGUCGGAAAUUUGUGGAUUCAAAUGCUCUGGGCCUAACUGUCACAGCCCUCAGCAGCUACGACCCCCUGAUGCGAGCUGCGGCCUACUCCGUGCUGGCAGCCUACUACUCACAGCUGGAGGGGGCACGCUUCCGGGAGCAGCCCCAGGUACUGUACCUGUUGGACGUAGUCCGGAACGGGAUCCGAACUAAGAACAUGAGACUCACCUUCACCUUGACUCUCUUCAUCGCCAAAGCAGCCUUGCAAAUUUUGAAACCAGAGGAGCACAUGUAUUUGAAGGUCAACAAGUUCCUGCUGUCCCAUGAGUACCUGAACAUGAACAAAGUUCCAGGCUUCUACCAGUUCUUCUACAGCUCGGACUUCGAGCAGAAGACGGAGCGGGAGUGGAUGUUUGGGCUUCUGCGCCAGGGGAUGCGGGACAAGUACUGCUACGAGCUCUGCGCCAGGCGGGGCGUCCUCCACGUCAUCCUGUCCUUCUUCAGCAGCCCGCUCUGCGACGACGUGGCCCAGAAUUGGGUUUUGGAAAUUCUGCAGAAUGCUGCUCGGGAUGCCAAAUCUGCCUAUGAGAUCCUGCGGGAUUACAGCCUCUUAACGUGGAUCCUCCACAUCCUGGAGAGCAAGUUCCUGGAGACUCAGCUGCUCUCCAACCUCAUCUCCCUGCUGCACACGCUGUGGGUGACCACCCUGGGGGACAGAGGCGUGGAGGCAGGGGAGCAGCCUCCUUGCAAGCCUGGGUCCCAGGAGCCCCCGAAGCUGCUCGCCCUGCACUUGGUCGACGAGUUCCUCUACGUUCUCCUUGUGCUCACGAAGCACCUGAGGCCCGCCUUGGCCUCCACCCAGCUCACCAGCUUCUUCGGGGCACUCGACUCUGUGCUGAGGUACCGGGCCACCGUGCUGCAGGCCUUCAGGGACAUGAACCGCUUCACCGUGAACGAGACUGUGCUGUCCACCAGGGAUGCCCUCGUCCUCCUGCACCAGUGGAGCCUCGUCGAGAGAGACGUCAGGCUCCAGGAGGACCUGAGAGCAGCCGCGGAGAGAUGCCAAGUCAGGGAGCUGCUGAAAAUGCUCAAGGAUAAGAACAAGCCAGUUGGGCCAGCCCGAGCCAAAGGCCUCCGGGGCCGGAAGCGGAGGCCUGGGGAGGCCGAGGAGGCGGUGGACCCCGAGCUGCCGGCGUCCACCUUGGAGGCGUGCAGGGGCCUCCUGAGGUCCAUCCUGACCCACUGGGGGCCCGCGUUUCCUGACCCCGAACCUGAGAGCGAAGGCCUGGGCCCCGUGGGCGCUGUCACCGUCCUGGUGGCCGGCUGGGUGCUGCGCUCCGCGGCCAUGAGCCCGCUCGGCCGGGUGGAGAUGGCGGGCCUCCUGGGCUGGCUCAGGAGCUGCAUCUUGCCGCGGCCAGCGGUAGUGGCCGACCUCCUUCAGGACAGCGCCGUGGCGAGCGGCAUGUUCAGGCUGUACAGCAGGUUCUGCGGCGCCGAGGGGCUGGCGGGGCCCGAGCAGAGCGCGGCCAGCCUCUUCAACGCCGUCAUGCUGCAGCUGGGGGCGGCCCGCGGCCCCGCCGGGAGUCCCUACCGGCAGAUACUCGAGGCCGUCCACCUCUCUUCUCUGAACGCGGAGGAUGCAGCCACGCGAGCCACUGCUGCAUUCCUGGUGUCUCUGUACAUUAAGGACAUCUGGCUGGGGGCCCAGCGGCCAGACACCCUCUUGACCCACGUCCGGAUGGUCCUCGACGCCUCGGAGGACGUGGAAGGUGGUGACGAGGAGGCCGUUGUCAGGCUCUGCAAGGACAUCGCGGCCGCGAUCCCCGACACUUAACCCCGUGCGGCUGGCGCUUCCGGCUCCAGGCUCUAGGAGUCAGGUUGAAUCAAGGGUUUCCAUGGAAGGCCUGCGAGAUGACAAGCUCUGAAUGUUGACCAGGUGUCCUGACAGGAAAAGUUGGCUUCAUUUAACUGACUGAUAAAUAAUAAGCUCAAGGGACCACGUGUGCGAAGCGGUCAGGGUUACAGUGGGCUUGGGGACCUUCGGGCCGUGAGCCCCAGUCAGCGAAGACCCUUCCUCUUAGGGGCUCAUUGUUCCUCAAAGAAAUACCACAAAUCGAGGUGGCGCUUCUGAGUGCUUAAGGGAUUCAUGGACUUUAAAGCCGAAGUGUCCAGAGAUAUGUCAGGCAGAAGAGCAAGAAGAGAGACAUGUAAAGUUUGCCUUAAGGCUUUAAAACAAAGCUCUGUGGAACUUCUUGAAUAAAUAAGCCCUGCCAGUGCUGUGUUAUUUUAGUAAAUAAGAAGGGCGUCGCCCUAAAUCCUUAAAGCGUGAGAUUGUUUUGACUUCUGCUUUGGAAAGACAGCCUAUAUUUUUAAAAAUUCUGCUUCAAAGGGGGAUUUAGAAUUUUAUAACUUGUUAAUAAAUGUCUAUUUUUGUUA
Molecule: messenger RNA, 7510 nt
Organism: Delphinapterus leucas (beluga whale)
Lineage: Eukaryota; Metazoa; Chordata; Mammalia; Artiodactyla; Monodontidae
Gene: URB1
Product: URB1 ribosome biogenesis factor
Biological process (GO): maturation of LSU-rRNA from tricistronic rRNA transcript (SSU-rRNA, 5.8S rRNA, LSU-rRNA); maturation of 5.8S rRNA from tricistronic rRNA transcript (SSU-rRNA, 5.8S rRNA, LSU-rRNA)
Cellular component (GO): nucleolus
Source: RefSeq, a predicted model, not a curated record